Messenger RNA from Rotaria sordida, 1275 nucleotides. The record is from the annotation of a GenBank genome assembly. NCBI's taxonomy places the organism in Eukaryota, Metazoa, Rotifera, Eurotatoria, Philodinida, Philodinidae.
AUGCAAUUACCCAAAUGUGGUCAUCGGUAUUGUCAAACAUGUUUAGAUAUUGAACAAGAAACGAUAAUUAAAUGCCAGCAAUGCCAAGCAGAAUCGUUAAGGAAUGACGAACAUCUUGACCAAUUUCAUUCAAAUGGCAAAUGUGAAUAUUGCGGCGAACAGUUCAAUUCAAUUAACAAACUGAAUGAACAUAAAGUCUUCAAAUGUCGACAUCUCAUUGUUGACUGUAUAUUGAAAGGUUUUGGUUGUAAUGAACGAAUUAUCCGUGUUGAAAUGCAAGAUCAUUAUUUAACUCAACAACAUCAACAUGCUUUACUCAAUGCUGUUCAUCAAAUGUUAUCACAAUUAAACGACAGACAAACGGAUAUUGAGCAUUCUCGAACAACAACUGCGGGACCUUGUAAUUCUGCUACAGCUCAAUCAGAAGAGCUUUAUGAAAUGCUUAGUAUUUUAGUAGGUGGUAUAGAAACAUUGGCCAAUGAUGAACAACGCCUAGCCACUGAAGCACUAAAAAUGCAAACGGCUAUUCCAACACUGACAGAAGAAUUAUCGAAAGUUAAAUUAUCUGUUGAAGAGUCAAAUGCUUUUUUGGAAGGAGUCAAACAUAAUCAAGCCAUUCUUAACCAAGAUUUAUUAUCAUUGCAAGAAAAAAUCAAUGAUUUGCAAUAUAUAUCGUACGAUGGAACACUCGUUUGGAAAAUAGGAAACUUCCACGAGAAAAUGAUUGAUGCACAGUCCGAAAGACAAACAUCAAUUUAUUCAUCCCCAUUUUAUUCGUCUCCAAAUGGGUAUAAAAUGAGAGCUCGCCUUUAUUUGAAUGGUGAUGGAAAUGCUCGUCGUACACAUAUGUCGCUCUUUUUUGUGCUCAUGCGAGGUUUGAACGAUCCAAUUCUCAAGUUUCCGUUCAAUUAUAAGGUCACAUUCUGUUUGUACGAUCAAACUCCUCAACAACGACAUAUUAUCGAUUCAUUUCGACCAGACAUUAAAUCAAGUAGUUUUCAACGACCUCGAUCGGACAUGAAUAUAGCCAGUGGCAUACCAAAAUUUUUCUCAUUAGAAGCGAUUCAACAGGAAGGAAAUCCGUAUGUCAGAGACGACACAAUGUUUAUUAAAAUUAUGGUUGAUUUUGGAGAAAUACCCAAAACAUUAUUGCCGUAUGCUUUGAGUCUCAGUCCAGGUCUACCGAUGCAAAUUCAGCAAGCGAUGAUCAAGCAAGAAGCUGAACGAAGAUCUCAACAACAUUCUGGCGAGUCAAUGUUGAUAUCGCAGGAGUGA